AGCAUCAAAAAACGUACAAUUGUUUGCUAUAUCUGGAUAAUUAACCGAAUAGAACGAUGCUUAGGUGUAAGGUCGGUUUGUUUUUAAAGGAGAAGGCACGGUGGUCAACGUUACGCAAGUCUAUUAACGAAAAUCCCAAGUUACUCAAUGUGCUUGCGUAGAUUUGUACGCAACUAUGCUGCCUACCUCGCGUCAUCCGUGUCUCGACCCCGAUCGAUCGAUAAAUUUGCAUCUACGCAUUCUAUCGUUAUUCUUUUCCUUCAUUAUCGAUUCAAUUCUCAUCGACGCAGAUUCCAGAUAUAUCGACGUCAUUCCCACAGGAUCAUGCCCGUAUAAUAUCAAAAAAAUUACAAGCAGGAAAUAUCACGGAAUACGCGAUUCCGAUUUCUAUUCAUCGAUAUUUCCUUUAAUAGAAGAUCCAUUUAGAACGUAAUUAUAACUUGGAAAUUGAACAGUAAGAGAACAAACGUUCUAUGACUACCGUCGUACCGUGUGGCGCGAAUUUCGUUCGAGCGUUGGCUGCGAGAGUACGAUAUAAUUCGAGGAACCUAUCCGAAACGGAUGUCCGGCUGCUAUGAGUCACAACCUAACCCCACCGUAACUUCUUUUACUUGGGUCUCAGCAUCUCCGAAAGGGACGUCUAUAUAAGAUACGAAUGGCAUCGGUGAACGCGCAGAGUAACCUCGUUCAUGGAGAAAGCGUUUGGUUAGAGAGCAAAACUCGACGCAUCGCAGACAUUCCCUGUCGGACUACCGGUUGCAAAGAUCUUCGAUUAGUGACAAUAAGUUUAAAUCGCAACAAACGCGAUAACGUCUAAGAAUGAUGCUGCGGUUCGUUUGGUUACUCGGGAUAGUGGUGCAUGCUUUUGCAACGCAAGUACCAGUGAACAACCCUGAAUGGUCAUGGCAAACGGAAGACGCGAUAUCGACCAGUGAAUCCAAGAAUCAAGGCACAGGACAGACUCAAGAUAAAAGAGCUAUCUUAGAUGCAAACGGAAAUAUAGAAAUCAUCGAUCCACCUACCGAGCAGCGAUCGGUGGAAUCGGUGGUCGAUGAAAUUCUUGUCUCUAAUCGACAGGGCCGCAAUAUCGAAGGUUUCGAUCAACUGUACGCAGACCCAGAGGUGAAGAACGCCCUUCAAUUGGGAAAUGAGACGAUCGCUCGAACGUACAUCAGGGACAAGUUGUGUUCUCUCGGCUUAAUGAACUGUGAAAACGUCGAGGGACGUCGCCCGUAUUAUUCCCCUCAUCGCGGAAUAUAUCCUCAAGAUAUAAUCUACGCUCAACCCGUGACCAUCAAACCCGUUGGAAGACCUCUACCAGCCAUUCCAGUAAAACGACCAUACAGUCCAGCAACGAGACCAGGACCACCACCAUCGUCCAGUUUCGUUUCCUCUGGACCGCCACCGGAAGUGAUCUACGGAGUCGGCGGGGCUCCACAUCCCCCAUCAUUCGGACCUUCGCCCAGUCUAAUUGGUUCUUAUCCUGCGUUCAAAAAACCCGGCCUUUCCUCAUUCUCCUCGAAACCGGUCUACGAAGCAGGCUCACUGAACGAAGGUUUCGACUUCGAGAGCAACAGUCAGUUCAUCGACAAGAAACAAAUAGCGUUGAGACCAUCUAUCGGUUCUGACGCGGUUCAACAACACGUCCACCAUCAUUACCACCACUCUGAUGGCGCCGCUGGUGCAACAAUAGCUGGUGGACCGACAUUUGGCGCGAAUCCGAUUAGCCAAGGUGCCGCAUCUCUCAGUUACGGGUCCAGUUAUGGAAAUAUAGGAACAACUUACGAUAUUCCUAACUCUGGAGUUCUUGGUGGUAGUUUCCAAGAUCUGGACGACUAUAAAAAGGCAUUCAAAGUGAAAGGAUCGAGCAACGAUGCAAAUGCAUUCGGUUCUUCGUCGGCGAGCAGCUACGCGGACAAGUAUCCCAUCUACGAAAAACCAACGCGAGACUUCACCUACGGCAAAGCAGAAGGCUACAAGCCUGGCAAAUACUUCACUGCGACCAAUUACGUUUCUUCCAACGCCGUUCAUUCCUCCUCUAACGAUUAUAUCGCUGCUGGAUCAACUAACAGCUUCAAUUACGGAAAUAGUAACGGUAAUGACUUUAGAAAUGACUUCUCCGCGGGAUAUUCUGGAGACUGCGUUUGUGUUCCGUACGACCAAUGUCCGAGCGAGCACGCAGGACGUAAGGACGACUUGUUCCUACCCAUUGAUCCCCGUAAUUUGAACAAGAAUAUCGAAGCUGAGGCAACAGCAACGGCAGAAAAGAACGCGAACGAAACAUCCGCGAUCGUGCAAAUAGCAAAGAAUGGUGAAGUCGAUUCGAACGUUUUCCAAAUUUCUGCCGAAGAGGAACAACCAAAGCAGGCGCAGGAGAACGUAAGGAACAAGAGGGAGGCACCUAGUGACGAAAGCAUCGAAGGCAGAAAGAAGUCGAGCGGAGAAGGGAGACUCGAUGCUAGCGAUCUGGACUCUUCGAAAUUAAACCUCAAGCCGACCUGGGGGAUCAGUUUCGGUCUGCCGCAAACCGGUGGCCCGUACCCGAUUAAUCCUUACGGUGGUAAUGUCCUGGUAAAUCCGUACGCAGGGUACGGUUCCGCCGAUCAAGGCAUAAAUUUAGGCCUGGUUUCCGUGAAUCCUCUGCUAGCUGUACAAUUCACCAAAGACGAGUACGGCGAGAAAGUGGUAAAACCGUUUGUAAAUUUUCACGUAACGCCUAAUCGAAAUAUCGUGCAGAAACUCGGUCAUCUGCUCUCUCACAAGAAGCAAACGCUGUUCGAAAAUUACGGGCCCAACUAUGCGCCGCAUUACUAUCCUUCCAAGCCUAUCGAGCUUCACGAGAAACCGUAUUACGUAAAACCUCACUAUCCUCCCCAUCAUUACGCGGGUCAUCAUGAACCUCACUAUAGCCACGAAUAUUCCGAUUACUAUCGAGACGGCGAUGACGAUUACGAUUAUGAUUACGACGACUAUUAUCGUAGUAACGCGCGUAGCAAUGGUAAAACGGACGCUAUUGAUGCGAAUGGACGAACGGUUCCGAAAGAAAGAACCGCUGGGAAAGUUUCGUUUCCGAACAGAAGAAAGCGUGACGUAGAAUCAACGCGCGAUUUCCAAUUACCAGAAGAUAUAACGGAGAGACAAUAUCUAAACAUCGGUUCCUCUCGAGCUUGCGGCCCUGGCUACGUUUGUUGUUCACAAAGACAACCGUCGAGGAAGCCACGACCAGGUCAAUGUGGAGUCAGAUAUACUCAGGGAAUAAAUGGAAGAAUCAAGACACCCUCUUACGUCGAUGGUGACUCUGAAUUCGGUGAAUAUCCUUGGCAAGUGGCAAUACUCAAAAAAGAUCCAACGGAAAGCGUGUACGUAUGUGGUGGUACUCUCGUUUCUCCUCGACACAUUCUCACAGCAGCGCAUUGCGUAAAAACCUAUGCAGCACGAGAUCUCCGCGUUCGACUAGGAGAAUGGGACGUAAACCACGACGUUGAAUUCUAUCCUUACAUAGAACGUGAUGUUGCCAAUGUCCACGUACAUCCCGAAUUCUAUGCUGGUACUCUUUACAAUGACAUCGCGAUACUAAGGAUCGAUCACGAUGUAGAUUUUCAGAAGAAUCCACACAUUAGUCCUGCUUGUUUGCCGGACAAACGUGACGAUUUCACCAGAAGCAGAUGCUGGACAACCGGUUGGGGCAAAGACGCUUUUGGCGAUUUCGGAAAAUAUCAAAAUAUCUUGAAAGAAGUCGACGUGCCUGUGGUGAGCAACCCGGUCUGCGAACAGCAAAUGCGACGAACGAGAUUAGGUCCAGGUUUUAACUUGCAUUCUGGAUUUAUUUGCGCUGGUGGAGAAGAAGGAAAAGAUGCUUGCAAAGGUGAUGGUGGUGGACCAAUGGUUUGCGAACGGAAUGGUCGUUGGCAAUUGGCAGGGAUCGUGUCGUGGGGAAUUGGCUGUGGACAACCUGGCGUUCCUGGAGUAUAUGCUCGGGUUUCCUAUUAUCUCGAUUGGAUUCAACAAAUUAUCAAUCGUUAUUAAUGCAUCACGAUAGAAAUCAUUCGCUACCUCGACGCUAUGAUUAUUUAUAUCGCUUAAUUCGAUUUUCGUUUUAUUUCAUUUUCAUUUACGCUCUAGAUCCCAAUAAUAAUACGACAUCGUUGUUCAUCGAUUAUAACACAGAGAUUCGAGGAUUUUACGAUAUAUAAUAUUUAUAAUGUAUUAUAAGAAUGUGUAGAUCGUUAAGUAAAUUAAUUCUAA
Molecule: messenger RNA, 4245 nt
Organism: Bombus impatiens (common eastern bumble bee)
Lineage: Eukaryota; Metazoa; Arthropoda; Insecta; Hymenoptera; Apidae
Exons: 8
Coding region: 820-4026 (1068 amino acids)
Biological process (GO): proteolysis
Molecular function (GO): serine-type endopeptidase activity
Source: RefSeq, a predicted model, not a curated record